CUGGGGGGUGAGCGGCUCCUGGGCCAGGGGGCAGCUGAAGGAAGGAGAGAUCUGAGAAAACAUCCUGGCCGUGAUAAGAGCUGGCUGGCUGGAUGCAGACAGAGCCUGAAGCUCUGAGAGGCAGAUGCCAGCGAAGGAUGGCGUGGAGCUGGCACUGCUGCCUCUGAUUAAGCAGUUGGCCUCCUCUAUGGCACACACACCCAGGGCUCCAAAAGGUCUCCAGUGUGGGAUAGGUUCGCAGUGAAACUGAAUUUGGGGCCCUGGUUUUUCCAGUAGCAGAGCCAGACCUGUGUGGAAUCAGGUGGGAGGAAGGGCUGGGCCUCGGGAAAAUGUCUCUGGCGCGAAGUCUGAAAGUGGGUGCUUGAACAUGAGCCCGAGAGGAGUGGGCAGCCCACAAGGUGCCUGGCUCGGUGUUUGAGGUUGCGGGGACACAACAAAGGGCUGAUGCAAGUUCCGCAUUCAAGGAGUUGCCUGUAUAACUGAAAUUUAGACUGGGAGGAAUGCCUCCCAUGUCCUACUUAGAGGGUCAGUGUGUAAUCAGGCUUGGCCUGGGUUAAUCCGGGAAGGCUUCUUGGAGGAGGUGGCAUUUGGGGAGUUAUCAAGAGAGAGCAAGAUUGUGCGUGCCACCUAGGAAAUCCUGAGAAAGCUAAAUUUGGGGAAUGCUGCAUCCCAGGGCUGGGGGCAGAGCCUGCAGCAUUGUAGGUAUAAGAUCCUUGUUCUUCUGCUCUCGGCAGGGCAUGGGGGUCCCUCGGGAGAACGAGAGCUGGGAGUAAUGAUGCACUCUCUACCACAGACAUGGCUAAACCGCCUGCUGCUGCUGGUCUGUCUCCUGGUGAGCAAGGGUGUUACCGAGGAGGCGUCAGAGCGCUGUAGCCACAUGAUUGGAAGCGGACACCUGCAGCUCCUGCAGCAGCUGAUUGACAGUCAGAUGGAGACUUCAUGCCAAAUUGCCUUUGAGUUUGUAGACCAGGAGCAGUUGAAAGAUCCCGUGUGCUACCUUAAGAAGGCAUUUCUCCUAAUGCAAGACAUAAUGGAGGACACCAUGCGCUUCAAAGACAAUACUCCCAAUGCCAAUUUCAUCGUGAAGCUCCAGGAACUCUCUCUGAAUUUAAGAAGCUGCUUUACCAAGGACUAUGAGGAGCAGGACAAGGCCUGUGUACGAACUUUCUAUGAGACACCCCUCCAGUUGCUGGAAAAGAUCAAGAAUGUCUUUAAUGAAACCAAGAACCUCCUUAAAAAGGACUGGAACGUGUUCAGCAAGAACUGCAACAACAGCUUUGCUAAAUGCUCCAGCCAAGAUGUGGUGACCAAGCCUGAUUGCAACUGCCCGUACCCCAAAGCCACCCCUAGCAGUGACCUGGCCUCUGUCUCCCCUCAGCAGCCCCUUGCCCCCUCCAUGGCCCCCAUGGCUGGCUUGACCUCGGCUGACUCUGAGGGGGCAGAGGGCAGCUCCCUCUUGCCCAGUGAGCUGCCCCUUCGCACAGUGGACCUGGACCCGGGCACUGCCAAGCAGCGACCACCCAGGAGCACCUGCCAGAGCUUUGACUUUCCAGAGCCCCCCGGUGUGGAGGCCAGUCCCAUCGGAGAUUCGCCUCAGCCCCAGCCCUCUGUCAGGGUCCCUGUCCCUGGGAUGGAGGACAUGCUUGACUCUGUGUUGGUCACUAACUGGACCCUCGAAGAGGCCUCCGGAGAGGCCAGUGAGGGUCCUGUACCCCAAGGGGCAGAGCUUUCCCCCUCCAGGCCUGGAGGAGACAGCACCCAGGCCAAGACGACUGCCAGGCCCAGUGACCUCUUGUCAGCAUCUUUCCCACUGUCCUACGCAGCCAGGAGCCGGCAGCCAGAGGACAUGACUGGCAAACCCCUGCCCGAGAUGGGCCCUGCGAGACCCACUGGCCAGGCCCAGAGUCACACACCUGAGAAGACAGAGGGUCCAUCUGCCCCGACCACAGACCACCAGGAGCCAGGCUCUGCCAGGACCCCAUCACGGCCUCCACGAAGCCUCAGCAGCCCCUCGGCCCUCUCUGCACAGCUCAGUCCUCCCGGAAGGCACUCCUGGGGCCCCGUGCUGCCCCUCAGGGAGCUGGAGGGCAGAAGGAGCACCAGGGAUCGGAGGAGCCCCACAGAGCUGGAAGGACAAGCAAGUGAGGGGCGCAGGCCCUCAGCCCACUUUAAUUCCAUUCCUUUGACUGACACAGGCCAUGAGAGGCGGCAGGAGGGACCCUCUGACCCUCAGCUCCCAGGGUUUGUCUUCCACCUGCUGGUGCCCAGCAUCAUCCUGGUCCUGCUGGCCGUCGGCGGCCUCCUGUUCUACAGGCGGAGAUGGCGGAGCCAUCGAGAACCUCAGACAGUGGAUUCUCCCCUGGAGCGACCAGAGGGCAGCUGGACGCACAGGACAGUCUCUCCACGGGACGAGACAUCAUGGGGGCGUCCACCACCACCCGUCCACAGCCAUUCUUCUCGAAAUGUGGCCUGCCCACCACAUGAGCUCCUGACCAGAGCAGCGAGACUGGGGUCCCUCUGCCCUCGACCCUCAGACUCUGGACUGACCAGGAGAGAGGGCUGGAGGAUGCCCUCCAAGCUGCUGAUAUUUAUCGUGGGCCCUGGCGGCUCCCGUCCACUGGAGGAAGGCUGGGAAGCUCGGCUGAGGACCCCCUGCGCCUCAGGGGCUGUGUCCUCCUCCUCCUUCCCUCCAAGCCACGCCUGGGCCAGGGACCCAGAUGCCUGUAGGACGUGGGAGAGCAGAGUGGGCACCGAGGAAGGAAAGAGCCCUUGUGCCCAGAGGACUGCCUGGUGCUUAGGGAUGCCAGCACCGACAAGCAGGAACUUGUCUCUAGCGAGAGAAGCAUGAAAUUGGCAGGGCGGGACAGCGUCGCUGGAUUUCCCGUAAAGGUGUGCAGCCCAAGAGACGGGAAGAGAAGGCCUUCGGGCCUGUGGGUAUGCGCUGACGGCCCGGAGGGUGUCUGCACCCUCCGCCUGCCCAAGUGCCCUCUGCUGGCUGCCAGGUAGAGAGGGAUGGUGGAUCCUGCCCUCAGGACUCGUCUGGUUUGGCUCCAAUGCCAAGGGGAAGACCAAGCUCUAGGAUCUGCCCCUGUUUCCCUCUGCCCUGCCAGAGCUUCUCCGGGAGGCUGCGCUGAGGCUCCCCUCAUGAAGGAAGCCAUUGCACUGUGAAUACUGAAGCUGCCUGCUGACCAGCCUGCCCCGUCCAUCCUUGUGAGCGGGCAUCGGUCCAUCCUCCUGCCCCUGCAGCCUCUCGCCAGCUUCCUGCACUGAGUGCCCGAGCCGGCCUUGCCUGUUGACCGAGGGCGCCCCUAAGCCCUGACCGUCCGCUGACCCAGGCUUCGACUCCCCAGGGUGGACGGGGCGGAAGAGUCGCAGGGGCUUGCCAGCCGGAGCAGGCUUCAGGCUGCGUCGUUUGCCCAGGUUCCUGCAUCUUGCACUUUGACAUUCCCAGGAGGGAAGUGACUAGGGAAGGCCAGGCAGGGAGGGCAGAGGCCUACCCAGAGGGAGGCUGCAGGGUGAGCUCCCGCUGAAAAUGGGUCUUUGCAAUUAUGGGUAUACCGCUGAGGUGGGGGGAGGUGUCUGCACCCUGACACACACCCCCCAAUCUGCUUCCCUGUACCAGGCCCCGCCCCCUCAUCGCAGCAGGGCUGUGCUGGGGGGCACCCUGGCUGUCCCUGUGGAAGUCUUGAGGCUGGGCUUGCUCUCCAGCCUCACACAUGGCACCUAGCUCCCAUUCUCUCCCCCACCUUCUCGUGCCCCACCUGGGUAGGCAGUGAUGCCCCCAGCUCUCAUCCCUACACUGUCUCUCUGGCCCAGGCCAGACAAGGCGGGAGAGGGACCGGGCAUCUGCUUCCAAAUCUGUCUUGAGGGUUUCAGUGUCCUGGGCCAGCCCGUGGCCACUGCUCUGAGAACUGGCAGCAGGUGACAGGGUUGCCAAUUGCCCUCGGUCCCUUUGUGCUGCUGCGUCCCUCCUCUCCUGCUGCCCUGGGCCCUCCACUGAGAGACCCCACCCUUCCUGGCCCCUGGGCAGAGGCCCAUGACUCCUUCCUGCCCUCGAAAGUUGGGGUCUGCUGGCCCCCACCAUCCCUGCCCUGCUGCUUUCAGCUGAAGGACGAGCAGUGGGGAACGUGCCCUGUGGGGGCUCUAGUCACAGGCUCCAUAUUUGAUGCUAGAGUGUAUGUAUUUAAAAGUGAAAGGGAAAAAAAAACCACACACAGAAAAAAGGCAUUCCUCCCC
This is a messenger RNA of Suricata suricatta (meerkat), 4236 nucleotides long. It is a transcript of the gene CSF1, whose product is annotated as colony stimulating factor 1. Gene Ontology annotation, molecular function: growth factor activity; cytokine activity. Gene Ontology annotation, cellular component: membrane. NCBI's taxonomy places the organism in Eukaryota, Metazoa, Chordata, Mammalia, Carnivora, Herpestidae. The transcript is spliced from 7 exons. Gene Ontology annotation, biological process: osteoclast differentiation; positive regulation of macrophage differentiation. The coding region runs from base 773 to 2848 and encodes 691 amino acids. The record is from RefSeq and is a predicted model, not a curated record.